AUAAAUAGUAACAUUCCACCUAGUUGGUUUAUGUUGUAAAAUUAUAGCUUGAAUAUAUUUUUUAAGUAUUAAUGAAUGUUAGAAACAAAAAUUAGAUUAUUUAAUUUUUUAAGUAUGCUGUUGGCUAUAAUGAUUUCUUGGCGGUUUAACUUUAUUUGUUUUUGUGAUAAUGGGUAGAGCUUAACAAUGUUGUUUAUUAGCCAUUCUCAGAGCCCAAAUAUUCCAUGAAGCUCGCAUAAAAUAAUUUAACUAAAAUCUUAAUCCCAUACAGAAGCAGUGUAUACAAAUAAUCUUGCAAAAUGCCUUGUGAAAUCAUAACAUUACAGUUGGGUCAAUGUGGAAAUCAAGUUGGUUUUGAGUUCUGGAAAAAACUUUGUUCUGAGCAUGGUAUUAGUUCUGAUGGAAGGUUAGAACAUUAUGCUACUGAAGGAACUGAUCGUAAAGAUGUUUUCUUUUACCAAGCUGAUGAUGAGCAUUAUAUCCCUAGAGCUGUACUACUUGAUUUAGAACCAAGGGUUAUCCAAUCAAUUAAAAAUUCCCAGUAUGCAAAGCUCUACAAUCCUGAAAAUAUUUAUCUAUCAAAAGAUGGUGGAGGUGCUGGAAAUAAUUGGGCAUCUGGGUAUUCACAAGGGGAGAAAUUGCAAGAAGAAAUAUUUGACAUAAUAGAAAGAGAAGCUGAAAACAGUGAUAAUCUUGAAGGAUUUGUAAUGUGCCAUUCAAUAGCUGGAGGGACUGGAUCUGGAAUGGGUUCUUAUCUUUUAGAGACAAUUCACGAUAAGUUUCCUAAAAAGUUGAUCCAGACGUACAGUGUUUUUCCCAACCAAGAUGAAAUAAGUGAUGUAGUAGUACAGCCUUAUAAUUCAGUUUUGACUCUGAAGAGGUUAACUGAAUCUGCCGACUGUGUGGUAGUCCUGGAUAAUACGGCACUCAACAGGAUAGCAACAGACAGGCUUCACAUUCAACAGCCGACCUUCUCCCAGAUCAAUGGUCUCGUGUCAACGAUCAUGUCUGUAAGCACCGCAACACUAAGAUACCCUUCGUAUAUGAACAGUGAUUUAAUUGGUCUAAUCGGUCCUCUUAUUCCGACACCUCGACUCCAUUUCCUCAUGACAGGAUACACACCUUUAACAGGCGAAAAAGAGGAGACAUCUGUUAUGAAAACAUCUGUAAUGGAUGUAAUGAGACGACUUCUACAACCUAAAAACAUGAUGGUCUCGACUGAACUUGACAGGCUUGGUUCUCAUUGUUAUAUUUCUAUUCUUAAUAUAAUUCAGGGAGAAGUCGAAGUUACCCAGGUCCAUAAGUCUCUUCACCGUAUUCGUGAGAGGAAGAUGAUACAAUUUAUCCCGUGGGGACCUAGCAGCGUUCAGGUGGCUGUGUCAAGGAAGUCUCCUUAUGUACAUACUGCCCACAGGGUUUCCGGCCUCAUGCUUGCCAAUCACACUAACAUUGUCUCUUUGUUCAAUCAAGUAUUGUCACAAUACGAUAAGCUACGAAAGCGUGAGGCAUUCUUGGAACAAUUCAGAAAACAGGCCAUGUUUCAGAAUAACUUAGAAGAGUUAGAUAUAUCCAGAGAUGUUAUUCAAAAUUUGGUCGAUGAAUAUUACGCUGCUACAAAACCUGAUUACCUCACAUGGAAACCUGCUAACCUCACUAAUAAAGCUAAUAAGCCUUCUUCUGAUGACAGCCUUGGUAUGUGAGAAGUUAAUGGGGGAGUGAUUGUUAGUUUUUUAAUUUAAAAAAAAAAAAGUAGCGUCCCACCUUUUGUGAUUGUUAAAAACCAGUAAGUUACUGACAAAAUUACUAAGGUUACAGUCCUCGAAUCUCAUGCGAUAGUUACGAUUUAUUUAUAUAGUGUAUUAAUAUUGUAGCAAUACUUAUUUAUAUAUUAUAUUAAAGCUGCCAUCUUUGUUAUACUUUGUUUAAUACAUUUGAUUUU
Molecule: messenger RNA, 1939 nt
Organism: Nezara viridula (southern green stink bug)
Lineage: Eukaryota; Metazoa; Arthropoda; Insecta; Hemiptera; Pentatomidae
Source: the annotation of a GenBank genome assembly